GAUCCCGGCGCCGCCACCUCGGCCCGGCGCGGGCAGGCGCGCGCGGCGCAGCCAUGGAGCCGGAGUGCCGGGUGCUCUCCAUCCAGAGCCACGUCGUCCGCGGCUACGUGGGCAACAAGGCGGCCACCUUCCCCCUGCAGGUUUUGGGAUUUGAAGUUGAUACGGUGAACUCUGUCCAGUUUUCAAACCACACAGGCUAUGCCCACUGGAAGGGUCAGGUGUUGAAUUCAGAUGAGCUUCAUGAACUUUAUGAAGGACUGAAGCUGAACAAGGUCAACCAGUACGAUUAUGUGCUCACAGGGUAUACAAGAGACACAUCAUUUCUUGCAAUGGUGGUGGAUAUUGUCCAGGAGUUGAAGCAACAGAAUUCUAACCUCGUGUAUGUGUGUGAUCCAGUGAUGGGUGACAAGUGGAAUGGAGAAGGCUCUAUGUAUGUGCCCAAGGAUCUCCUGCCAGUCUACAGGGACAAAGUUGUACCUGUUGCAGAUAUAAUCACUCCUAACCAGUUUGAAGCUGAGUUACUCACAGGCAGGAAGAUUUACACAGAAAAAGAUGCACUGGAGGUAAUGGAUAUGCUCCAUGCCAUGGGACCAGAGACUGUGGUGAUCACAAGCUCAGAUCUACAGGCACCUCUAGGAAACGACUACCUGAUAGCUCUGGGAAGCCACAGAAAAACUAAAGCAGAUGGUACCAGGAUAACACAAAGAAUUCGAGUGGAGUCUCCCAAAGUGGAUGCUGUCUUUGUUGGAACAGGAGACUUGUUUGCUGCUAUGCUUCUGGCAUGGACACACAAGCACCCAAACAAUUUGAAGGUGGCAUGUGAAAAGACUGUGUCAGCCAUGCAGCACGUUCUGCAAAGGACCAUUAAGAGUGCAAAAGUGCAAGCUGGAGAAGGAAACAAACCAAACUCAGCCCAGCUGGAACUGAGAAUGGUCCAAAGCAAAAAGGACAUAGAAAACCCAGAGAUCAUAGUGAAAGCCACCGUGUUAUAAAGGCUCCACGUCUCCAAUAACGCACAAUGUAUCGAUGUCCUCAUUUCUUUCCUGUAAAUUGUAAUAUUUGCCUUAGAUCUGUGACAGAAACCUGACUUUCAUAAAAUAGUGCCCAGCAUAGGCAGAUAUCCACUCUCAAACAUAUGUGCUGGCCUUGCUCAGUUUUAAAAGCAGAACAGUUAGUGUGCAUUGAAGCAUAUUCCCAGGUAUCCCAAUGUCUGUCAGAUUCACUUAGUCUGUGUGAUUACCCAGGGCAAGAGAGCAAUGUUCCUGCCUUGCCAAAGACUGUAGAUGUGAAUUUGCUAAUGGAAUGCUUGACUGACUGUAUUUCAAGAUGGCAUCUAGUGCCAAUGGAGCUGGCUCCAUGCUCCCUUUUCCUGGAGGUACCUGGUUACCUGCCCUGGUAUUCGGUAUCUCAGCUGCUACGAAACGAAGCAGGGUUAAAGCUACACACACAGUUCUGCUUGUGUGUAGGAGUACUUUGAAGAUGUUUGGCAUGUUCAGUACUCUGAAGUGACCUUGAAGUGUCAUUCAUGUUGCUGAUCUCUGCUCCUGUUUCUUGUCCAUGAACAGCUGCACAGUUUCAGUUGUCACAGGUUCUGGCUGCUUAUUUCUCAUGGCCGUGGGUGCCCACAUGAUUUUCCUCCAAAAGCUGCUCCACAAACAUCUUCAUUAACAUGAUCAUGCCUUUAUUCAGUACCACUGGUUAGAAGGGUGGCCUCUGAGGCCAGGUUUGAUUCUCUUUUAACUAAGGGCAAAAGAGAAAGCAGCUCUUACCUGGAAGUUGGCUGCCUUGGUUUGUUCAUUGUGGGUGGAUGUACUUAGGAGCUACAUGGGCACUUCACUUAACAUUAGUGAGCACUGCUGGCAGCCUUAGCAAUGAAGCAAUGUGGCAAAAGUAGUGGUUUUGAUUUAGUAAGAUCUGGUCAGUUAACACGUAUUUACCAAAUGCAGUGAGACAGAAAAAUUAACUUCAUAAUGUCUCUCCAAGCAACAACAACUGGAGAUUACAGAAAUACAUUAUCAUUAUUAUUAUUAUUAAUGCACAAUUCUGCUUGAUAAGGCUUCAGAAUGGGAUUUUUAAUAAUUUCAGUGUCCUAGGGAUCAUAGCCACAUACUAAAGCAGCAGGGCAGGUCUGCUGACAGGUAUUGGACACUCACACUUCCAUAGGAUUUCUGUAUGGGAUCCAUGUUCUUGCUUGUCCCAAGAUAAAGUCUAAUGUGAUGUUAAAUCCAGAUCAAGUUGAUGAGCUUUACUUGUCUCAGACUGCAUAAGGGGAUGGAAAUUGCAUUUCUGAUUGAUUUCCUCUCCUGCAUUUGGCAUCAAAAGUGAAAAAAAAAUCACGUUACUUGAGAAUUUAAGGAAAAAAAUAAGCAGGAAUUUAUCUACAAAAUGGGACUCUACUGCCAGUUUUUAGUAACCACUGUCAUGAAAUAACUUUCUAGCAAUAAUAACUUUGGUGUUGUGCACAGUUGCUAAAAUCAUCAGUCAGUAACAGAGAUAUGAGCUCAUGGCUGCUACCCAACCUGUAAAAAAGUGUGACCUGCCUUGACAAUGUGUACAAGUCUGAUGGGAAUCAGUGAAGAGGGAACCAGGCUCUUCCCAGUGGUGCCCAAGGAAGUGAUCAAUAGACAGGAGCACAAAUUGAAAUACAGGAAAAUCCAUUUAAACAUUAGGAAAAUAUACUUCUCUGUGAAGGUGAUCAAACAGUGGCACAGGCUGCCCAGAGAGGUUGUGGAGUCUCUGCUCUUGGUGGUACUCAGAUGCUGACUGGAGCACCCUGCUGUCCUUGGCCCUGCUUGCUCAGGGGGUGGAGCAGAGGAUCUCCAGAGCUCCCUUCCAACCUCAGCCAUUCCAUGAUUUGCUGAGCACAUUGAACAACCUUUCUUUGCAGAGCUGCAUUUUUAAAAUUUUGUUCUCCCUGCAACACAAACUUCCAGAUGGGCUGGAAAAUACUCAUAAUAAUAUUUCCUCCCCCUUUUUAGGUAAGCUGCUGUUUGCUUGGGCAGCUGUGCCAGGAAGACAAUUACCUCUUUUGAGAUACUUGCUUUCAGCAAAGAUAUUUAAAUACUGUAGCUGGUGAUAUGUUUCAGCAGUUGAACAUGGAAAGGAUUUUAACUGUUUCUAACAUUGAUUAACCAAGUGCUGCAUGCCAUAUUCCAAACAUAACUAUGACUUGAUUCAUCUUUUAAAAAUAGACUAUUUCAUGUGGAAGUGUAUAAAACCUGCUGUCCUCUUAGGAGGAAGAGAUUAACAUCCUGAACUUCCCUCCCUGUACAGACAAUGGUCAAUGCCCUUUUAGUUAAGUGUGAGACAGCACAAUUUUAUUUUGCCAUUAGAAUAAACAGACUUCACAAGAGGAUUGAGAGAAAGGCAAGGGCUGUUUUCUCUGAAAUAAAGAAGCUUGGAAUUUGGGAAGACAAACACUGCAAACAAGAUUUUAAUUAUAAACCAUGAUGAGCCAUGAUCUUGACAUAAAAGACAAAGUGAUAUGUUUGUUGGAGCAGUUUAUACCUGUCAGGUGUAAUCUUAUCCCACUUCUUCAGAGAGUGGAUCCAUUCAGUAAUUCACACCUUCCUUAGAAUCUGUGACACCCAUGUUAAAAAAAAAAAAAAAAAGGAAUAUUCAUACUAAUGUGCUCAAUUUGCAAAAGUUCCUAUUUCACAGUAGCUGGAUCCUGUAGCAAUGGGCUGCUGGCUUCAUCUGUUUGAGUCCCUGAGGGUUGCUCAUGUGAUACCUGUUUUAAACUCCCACUGACCUGAUCCAAAUUAGGUCAGGUUUAUAUCUUCAGUGAAGAAUUACCAUCUCUUGCCAGGAACAAACAUCAGAAAUUAGCUGUAAAUAUAUUCUGUAGCUGACAUUUUGUAGCCACAGCAGGCUAACGGGUAUUUCUGAAUGUCAAGGUACACAUUUUUAUUUAUUGAGAGUUACACAAAGCUCAUAUGCAGAACAAAAUUCAAAGACUCAUCACAGUCCUGUCUAAUAUUUCAUUCCCUCCUCUCCUCCUGCAUAUUAUACCUGUAUCUUUUCCUGAGUUCCUGCUGUCUCAUGCAGCUGGAAAGCGUCUCAGUGUCAGACAGUGCCCACUAUUUAUUUAGGGGCUUGGAGGAGACUGACCAGCAUUGUCUGAUUCACUUGCAAACCUUUGAUUAAAGAUAAAAGCUUAAUCUAAACUAGCUUAGGUCCUAAUUGAUGACAGGAGAACAAGCACUUUAGCCCAGAGUGUGGAGUCUGUAAUAAUGGAUAAUCUUCCCUGGCCAUCCUGGGAGCAUGACAGGUGAAUGCUUUGUGUCCAAUCGACUUCCCUCACAUUCUUUCUCCAUUCUGGAAUUAAUUUGGGUCGGAUCCCCUUUUCCUGGAGUGAUUUGCAGUGCCUGUGGCCACUGCUCAAGUCCACCCACUCGUUUUUGGAGCCACCUGUGCAGGAGAGACCAAAAGUUGUUUACAAACCAUCUACUCUGGGCCUGGAUUAGUCUCUACAUGCUGAGAAUUCAGACGUGCAUAAAGACAUUGUGCUAAAAUCAGUGCUAUUCACACUCAGUAGAAACAUUUCAGAAACCUGCAGUAUGAAUUGUUAAUGUUUGUGUGCUGAUUUUUAUCUCAAGUGGGGAGAAAUCUAUAAUCCAUGUGUUAUACAAAAGAGUUGGAGGACCAAGGUUUCCAGCUACUCAUACUGCCUUUUGAGUAUCUUAACUGUGUCUUGAUUGGAUGGUGUUAAUUUGUUGUCUGAGACUGUUAUGGUGAUUGUAUUGAUUAAUUUUAUUUUAAAAUAUGUGGCAAGGAAGAUUGUAAUAAAAGCAUCUACCUUUAUUAUACUGUGCACAUACAAAUUGUUAGAUCCUAUUUUUUAAUAUGUUAAUCAUUUCAGAAUUAAACAGCACAAGAAUGGUUUGAUAGUCUUGCUGAAUAAAGUGGAUGUAAUUAAAUGUUUCCUUAGUUAUGUCCUAGGAUAGAGAAAGGGUAGUUAAUGGAAGAGAGCACAUUUGUGACCUGUAAUCAUCUUACUGUAAGAUGUGGAUGUGGAAGUGAGUAACAUUCUUGUUGUCUUAUUUUUUUUUUUUUAAGAGGUUUCAUGGGAAGAAAAUCUCUGGCAUUCUGUACCCCUCCUUUGCAUUUCUCUUACUUGUAUGUGUAGGACCUCAUUGUGUUGUGCUCUUUUUUUCCUGCAAACAAGGUGAGAAGAGGGGCUUGGAGUAAGAACCAUAACUCACUUUGAGAUCUCUUCCUUGUGCAGCGUUUAACUGCACUCCACUCACUGAAUUUUUACCUUCACUGUAUAGGGUGGAGCACACAGGGCUGUAGAGUGGGAAACAAAUGUUCCUCAUGUGGGAACAAGAGCUUCUGCCAGCACUCAGCAGUGUCCCUGCCAGCGUGGUGGUUUGCAGGAGGAGAGGAGCAGGGAUCCAGGUUAAGGAGAGCAGGAAGUGCUGUGUCAUUCCACUUGUGUCCUGGAGAGGUUUGGUUUGUAUUUCUACUGAAGAAAAAACCACCUCUCCCGAGUAAAGGUUCUUGUCCAGAAUGCUUUUAAAAGCUGAGACAUGUUACAAAUUUUGGUCACUCUGGUAUUAAAAUAUUUCUUCAUAAAGGGGAACACAUCCCUUUUACAUCCCCUUGCUGCCUUAUGGCUUAUUGACUGUAGUCAUUCCCCUCCUGUUGAGAAUCCCAGGAUUAGCUAUCCAGAGAGCUGUCUUUCCUGAAAGCACAUGUUCUUCAUGUUCCUGGUAAGUGAGAGCCUGCUGAGCAGUUCUGUAGCUUUCUAAAACACCUCCAGUAGAGACAUUUGUCAGCAAUGGAAACUAAGCUUUGAGAUGUUCAAUCACAGCCCAAAAAUAGCUCUUUCAAAUAAAUGAAAACUCUUGAAAGUGCAUUAUUGUUAAUAAAUGAGUAAACCAGUGAGUUUGCACAUGCAUGCAGGAGCAGAUUUCAGGUAAAUCCCCUAGGUUCAGUCAGCCACUGGAGGAGUGUGCCCUGAGCAAAGGGCUGCUGCUGUCAGGGCACUGCUUCAGGAGAGACCCAGCUAGUUCUCACCAUUUCCCAGAAGGGAGGAAUGUGGUGGUGUGGCAGUCAACAGCCAAGGAAAACUCCCAUCUGCUUCACCAGGAAACCAGUGCCAGGUGACAGCCCCAGUGCCACCAGUUUGGUGCUUUUGCUGCUCUGGCAGCAGAGGACCUCGAGGCAGGUGGGAUGCUCCUAAAUGCGCACACAUUCCUGACUCAGUGCCUCCACAGUGCAAAUAAUGGUAAUAACUCCCCCAACGUGCAGAGCAGAGAAUAAGGCAGCACAUUAUUCAGAGAGAGAAAACCAGCAAUAUGAGAAGGCUGUGCCAUAUGUUACCACUGAAAUCACACUUACCUAUUGCCCUCGUGGUUGCAUUGCUGUUUAGAAAAAAAAAAAAAUUCUGUGUGUAGAAGAGUGUAAUUUAUGUACUCUGUGUGUGUGUGUGUGUAUGUUGAAGCUUUAUUUGCAAUGUGGUAGGGGUGGGAAACAGAAUUUGGGGGGCUGGCUGAGUAGGCCUUCAGGAUGUGAGCAGAAGGUCUUAAAGAAUUAUAUUUUUAUAGAUUGUGCUGAAGCUUUGGGUCCCAGCCACACAUAGCCUUUUCUUCCAGAGAAGUAAAAUGGUUUGGAAAGAGAGUCAGGUGGCUGUAAUAUAGUAGGGAUAGUACAACCCCACCAGCCCUGGACAAACUGAAUAACUUAAUAAAAGAUGCCUUUUUAAGUAAUAUUUUUUUAGUGCUGAAUUGUUAAACAAAGAAAUAUUUAUGAGCAAACUUUCUAUGUACUUAAAGUUUGUGUGGUGCUUUGUACUGACUAGGUGGAACUGUUAUCUGUUUACACAUCUUAAAUGAUUGUCCUUGAGGUGUGUGUAGUAAUUCAAAUACUUCUGUGCCAGAAAAACAACGAAGUUCUGUGUAAUAGCAAAUGAUUUAAUUUCUGAUUAAACUGUAGGCUUUCUAGUGUUUGUGUAUUUUUCUGGUUGGCCAUUACAAGUUGUAUCUUUCCUGCAGUAAGGCUUGUACGCUUGAUUGUAGAGAGAGGCAAUAGGAUGGUAGAUAACCAUUGUUUAAGAAGAAAACCCUAAAUAUUGCUACCUUAUCCACUUUAAAAUCAGGUGGGCUUUGUGGCAUAAACCUGAAAUUUUGCAUUGGAAAGAAGUUUCAAACACAUCUAGGUUGGGUUAAAAAUUGGUGAUGGGUUUGUUUAUUUAAUUAAAUAAGACAGGGACAAGCCAAGAGAUGGAACAAAAAUGGCUUGUUCCCAUUGUAUGGACCUGACCAAGACAAUUCAUAGCUUGUGCUAAACCUGUGCACAGACAGAUGAAUAGACACAUGGGGAAAGUAAAGUUUUUUUCCUUGUAGUUUGUCAGCUGUAAUAGCGUGAAGAAUUUUAGUUGUUUGUUCUGAAUUCAAAUUCAUAAAUACCUUUCAGGAGAGCUGAGUUGUUGAUAAAAUCCCAUUCAGUCAAAAGGCAAAGCUGUUCACAGGGUUCAAAACCAGACCAGGAUUUUUCAUCUUGCUAAGCAUAGUGAGUUGUUGUUUCUUAUGGCUGGGAGACAGGACUAAAGGACAACUCUCCAGAUACCAUCCAGAUUAACUUUUUUGGUUGAACUUCAGGAUCUCUGUAAAAAGCACAAGGGUCUGCAGCAUAAAGGAGUUUUUGGAGCAUUGUCCUAUGAUAAAUGUCAUUACCUACCGGAGCAGUUGGUGAUUUGGCAAAACUGAGCAUCACUUGUUAUGUCCCUUUUAAUUUAACAUGGCAGCAUCCUCACUCUUGUGAAUAAAUCACCACUGCAAAAAGUAGAGGAGAAUUUAUCCUGAGUUUUUCUCCCGAGAGUUCCCGAUUUCUGGAUGUGUUAAAAAAGAAGCACUUCUGCUUUGCUAAGUUAGCAGUAGAAAUGUCACUGAAAUGAAUGAUGCAUUGCUGAGGAGGGAGCUGUGGCAGGGAACAGCAGUGCUGGGGGUUUGUUGUGCCUGGCUUUUCUCCCCCUGGGAAUCUGUGGGUGCAGCGUCCCCGUGGUGGUGGCAGAGUGACUGUUCUGCCUGCAUCCUGCCAGGGGGAAAUGUGGAGGAGUUACUCUGAGCAAGUGGGAGCUGAGGUUGGUGUUGGGUUUGUUGGGCAGUGCUGUCCCAGGGCUGUGGUUCAGCACAGCUCUUUGUGCUCCCAAAAGCUCCUGGUUUACAGCCCCCUGCUCUCCUGGCCAUGGCAUAAUUCCCUUAGAUUUCUUCUGCAGGCCAUGGAGAGCCAAGAGGCUCUGGAAGUGCAUUUUUCAUAUGAUUCAGGCUUGGCUUUUGUGCUUUUGAAAAGAAAGGUAGAGAAUUAUCAGCUGCUUUGGUAGACCCACCUUGUCCAUCUCAGCAACACUGUGAAGCUGUGCCCUAACCUUCCUCUCCCAUCAUCUCUGCUGUCCCUGAUUUGCCUGUCCCCAUAACAAGGGACAUGAAGGAGAUAAAAUCAAUGGGGAAUUCAUCCAGUCAAAACUCCUGAAGUUUUAAUCUUCUUUAGUUCCCUUAACCUCCUUGUGCUGGGAACAGAUAAGUGCCCGUGCUGCUGCUGGAGAAGGUCUGGGACAAUGCAGCUGCUCAAAAGAGGGAGAGGGGAAUUGCCUCUCCCUGGCAGUGAGGUGCUGCCUGAGCAGGACCUAAUUGCAGAGCUGCAUGGUUAAUGGUAAAGAAAAGAAAUCUUUGUGAGUGAAGUUCUUGAGCGAAGAGCUGGUGAUUCAGUUAACCAGAGUCUGGAGCUCUCUAUCCAUCCCAUCCCCUGUGUCACAAAAAUAUUAUAGUGCUGAAAUAUUUGAUGUGGCUGUUCUUAAUGAUCUGUGUGAUGCUUGUGCCUAGCAGAGCAGGAAAUAGCAUUGAAUAAAUCAGUGCUCUAAGUAGGGAAUAUAAUGGGGAGAUCCAGGUGGAGAAAAUGUCCAGUGUGUUUUCACAGCACUUGCAUGGUGCCAGAGUUGUCCAGGUCUGGCUCUUUUCCUUCCCACCCCCUUAAAGCAAGGAAAAAAUGACAUCAAUAAAUCUAUAAAUAAAUAAAUAAAUUUUCUGGGAAUUUAUGUGGCAUUAGGAUUCAUUUUCAUGGACAGAUUGACUAGACUUUCCACACCAGAGGUCUCUAGUUCACAGGGGUUUUUCAGAGGUGUGAUAGAGCCUGUCACAGCUGGCUUGGAGCACAGUCCUUGGGACACAGCUGUGACAGAUGGCCUUGGGAUGCCUCCUGCAGGCACUCCUGUCCUGCCUUUGGUACAGCACGUGUAUUCCCGUGCCUGACACGUGCUAGGUGUGAGGACAUGCCUUGGUAGGGAGGGAACUUGGGUUUCUUGCCGGAGCUGCAGUGAUGGGAGGAAACCCUGGAGAAUUCAGCACCACCCAAUGACCCUGCCAUUUGCUGUCAGUGUUUGUUGGUGCAAAGCAUCCCCUUUCAGUGUUGUUUUCUUUCUGGGAGAUUGGCAGCCCAUACACUGCUUUAACAUGCUUUUACCUGGCUGAAUGUGGAAAUCAAGAUUGUUAAAAAUGGAGGGGAGGGAUAGCUAUGAGUUUGCCCAGGACCUAUGUGAGUAGAGAAACUAUGAGAUCUGUCUCUAAUUCACAAAUAAUUCAGUAUUGACUAAAUGAGUGCUAUGUCUUCAACGGGCAGUAGCACCUGGAAGAGGCCAAUAUUUAGGGUUUUUGCCCAAAGCACAUUUAGCCCUGCUCUACUGUUUAGUGAAAACGCCCAGUGCAGAUGCCACCAGAGCCUCAUCUCGUGGAGUAAUGCUGUAAUAAAGAAUGUGGUUUUCUUGUGCAAGUCUUGACCUCUUCUUAUGAAAAUAGCACACAACUCAGUAUUUUCAUGGUGUAUAAGUGAAAUGUCAUUGUUUUUUUUUCAAUAAAAUACAUUUCCUUUCCUAAA
Molecule: messenger RNA, 9873 nt
Organism: Vidua chalybeata
Lineage: Eukaryota; Metazoa; Chordata; Aves; Passeriformes; Viduidae
Gene: PDXK
Product: pyridoxal kinase
Exons: 11
Coding region: 54-992 (312 amino acids)
Biological process (GO): pyridoxal 5'-phosphate salvage
Cellular component (GO): cytosol
Molecular function (GO): pyridoxal kinase activity
Source: RefSeq, a predicted model, not a curated record